ACGCCGCGGGAGAGUCCCGGUCACCGCGGCCAGUGCGCUUGGCUGUUGCAGAAACGAACGGAAACGCCUCCGUUUUACAAAACAAAGCGGAGAAGCGGGAGGCGUGCGCGGUCUGGGUGCUGACCUCGGCGGUGGGUCCCUCCGGUCCGGGCGUUUCGGCACCUUUGGGUGGCGAUGGAGAGAGGCCUGGAGAGCUGCCGGCGCUCGGAGUCCAACGGUCUCCGGGCGCCUCCGAUCACCGCGGCCGUGGACCUGCAGAGCCGCGUGCAGGAGACCCUGGACCUGCUGUCCCCGCAGGAGCUGAGCAACUUCCGCAUCUUCCUCAAGUCUGUGGACGAGGAGCCGCGCGUGACCCCCUUGCGGCUGGAGCUGGCGGGCAACAGCAAGGAAAGGCUGGCGGAUCUCCUGGUCCAGCACUACUGCGAGCCCGCCUCCGCAUCGCGCGUCCUCAUCAAGGUGCUGCAGCAGCUACGCCGAGCCGACCUGCUCCGCCGCUGGCAGGGCGCCGGGGCCGCAGACGACCGGGAGAUUCCAAGAAAGAUUCUAAAGAGAAGCUAUGAUUGUGUGGAUGGCGAACUGGACUGUUAUGACUUGAGAGGCAAGCGGAAGGCUUUCGUCAUGUGCGUGGAGAAGAACAGACCUGGGGCUCACCGGGACAUCUGUCUGAUGGAGGAGUGGCUUGGCCAGUGCCGGUUUGAGCAUACACAGUGCAUUGAUCCUAACAAAAUGGAGUUAAUUGAGAAAAUAAGAUCAUUUCGUGAUGGACUCAAUGAAAGUAAAGAUGAUGUUGGCUGUUGCCUUGUUACCCUUAUGUCCCAUGGAGAGAAAGGCUUUAUUAAAAUGGAAGAUGGUGAAAAAGUCAGCCUGGAGGACAUUUUUGAAAUGUUUAAUAAUAAAAAUUGUCCAGCACUGCAGGAGAAACCAAAGAUCUUUAUCAUCCAGGCCUGCAGAGGAGAGAAAAGAGACAGCGGUGUCGAGACAGACGAUGAACCCAUGGAGUCUGAUGACGUAGCUGAGAAGAGGAGGCUGCCCACGUUCAGUGAUUAUUUCAUCAUCUAUCCCACCCAGGCAGAUCAUGUUGCUUUACGGCACCCUCGCACUGGCUCUGUGAUGAUUGAAGCGAUGUCUGCAGUCUUUAAACAGUAUGGAAAUAAGUGGCACAUCGCUGACUUCUUCACCAAAGUGAAUAAUAGAGUGGUGCACACUGAAUUUCAUCUACAUGAGGAACCAAUUAAAGUAUCACUUGUCAUGGAAUCAACUUUAACUAGAUUUGUGUACUUCUGACAUCUGGAAGAUGAAAAACUAAGGACUGCUUUGUAACAGACUUUGUAAAGAGCUGAGAGCAUUUGUAGCAUUGUACUAAUAGUUAUCGUUUUGCAUUAUUACUGUCACCGGUUGUAUUUCUCCAAUUCGUUUUGCAUAUUUUUCAAAGAUUGAACCAUGCUUAUUUGACACUUAGAAAUAAUUCGAUUUCUUUUAAAAGAUGACUGUUUUUUGAAAAUGAUUUUUCUGAACUGUUAUCCAACCUCAGGAGUCCAGCUCCAUUGUGGACCAUUUUUAUCAUGUGCUUCCCUUACUGGUUACACCCUAUCCCCCCCCACUUGGUGCUGGUGUUUGUCCUCAUUUUCUUGUCCAUCUUCAAGAACUGUCUUGAUAUAGUCUUGACCUGUGUUUCUUCUGAUUUCCUCCAUAUUAUUGUCUGUAGCCAGACUCGUCUCUUUUUGACUCCAUAAGCCAUUCUCUACUCUUACCUGGAUGUUCUCAUUUGCCCUCUGUGCCCUUGUUGCCUCAUGUUUCUCCCUUUCCCCCACUCCCCAGCUUCCUCCCUGCUGUGCAGGACCUUUGAACUACCGUUUUUCUCUGCCUGGAACAGUCUGUUCCACCCCAGUCCAUCUGGUCCUUCAGAGUUUGGCUCAAGCAUCCUUUGCACAGGGAAGCUUUUUGCAACGCCUCAUGCUAGUUCCUUUUCCAUGUGCUCUCGGACACCUUGCUUUUCUUCUGCCGCACUUAGCACCAACUGUACUUAAAUGACUAUGUAGUAGCCAUUAAAUCUCCCUCCAGUUCAGUCAUAAGCUGCAAGAGGCAGAGGCAUGUGUCUCAUUCAUUCCUGUGGCCCAGCUUCUGUCCAUGCCUUAAGACACACAGAAGCACUGUGAUGUUUACUGAAUUGACUGGUCUCUAUCUUUCAAUUAUUUUGUCCAUUCCUCAGACCUCACCUCAGUACCUCUGUGCAUCUAGCCACCUUCUAGUCAUCCCCACCUGCUGGGAUGUCCUGUGGCCACUUUAACUGAACAGUUGGAAGUCAGCCUUACAUUUCCCUUAAAUCUCUUCGUAAAACCCAUCUCAUUGUUAAUAAUUGACUCCCCACUGCCGGCAGAAUAUACUCAAAUUCCCCUAGGAGAAUAUCCCAAGUCCUUCUCUGUCAGGCCUUAACCUAUACUAUUUGUAUACUGCCUACUUGUACUGGGUCUUGACCACACCAGAUGAUUUGCCCUCCCUUCAAUAAUCCCCUCUCACAGAAUCAGACUUGUGGAUUACCCAACGUUAAAUGAAUGCUCUUGGCUAUGUUAUCAUAGUUCAUUCUCUCCUUUCUUACUGAAAUGCCCUUUGUUCUCAUUCUGUGCUUACUCUAUACCAUACAUUCCUUAGGAUGCAAAUUGGGUCCCAUCCCAUUAGAAGGAAAACCUGUAUGUAGACCAGUGAUUUGAGAGUAAUGAACUCCGGACUGAGCUUGAGUUCUCAGUGUAAUUGUGUUCUAACUUCUGGUGUAACUUUGGACUGUAUUAAACCCCAGUUUCCACAUCAUAACAGGAGAUCUGGCUCGGCUGAGAACUCAUUCCACUGGACUUCAGUGAACUUUGGCUUCUUAAUAAACUGUUCGUGAAUAUCCUGCAGGUGUGGCUAUUCCUGAAACUAGAGGUUCUAACUGGCAAUUGCAUAAGACUCUUGGGCCUGUAUGAGGAUACAGGUGUUUGGUGAAAAUGCUCUGAAGAUUGAGGGUCACAAUGAGUGAAGCAACCCAGAUCUCCAGGCAUGUCUCCAUUUCAGGGACAAUUGUGUCCUUUUCAGUUAAUGUGAUUUUUCAAGUAUAUAUAUGUGUGAUUGAAAUUUUUUAAACUUUUGAGUUUUGAUAUUUGAUAUGUAACUUUGCUUUUUUUUAGAGCAUUAAACUGUCACCUUGGUUCAUAAAA
Lutra lutra (Eurasian river otter) is the source of this 3191-nucleotide messenger RNA. RefSeq names its product caspase-14-like. Lineage: Eukaryota; Metazoa; Chordata; Mammalia; Carnivora; Mustelidae. The record is from RefSeq and is a predicted model, not a curated record. Bases 175 to 1284 code for a protein of 369 amino acids. The transcript is spliced from 7 exons. Gene Ontology annotation, molecular function: cysteine-type endopeptidase activity. Gene Ontology annotation, biological process: proteolysis.